AGAGUUAUUGCUCAAACAGAUCGAACAAGAAUGUCAAUUGCAUCUUUCUACAACCCAGGGAAUGAUGCUGUGAUCUAUCCAGCAAAAGCGUUGGUGGAAAAGGAACCAGCAGAGAGUGAAGGAGUUUACCCAAAAUUCGUAUUUGAUGAUUACAUGAAACUAUAUGCUGGCUUGAAGUUCCAGGCGAAGGAACCGAGGUUUGAAGCCAUGAAAGCAGCAGAAUCUAAUGUCACUUCUGGUUCUGUUGCAACAGCUUAA
Messenger RNA from Cynara cardunculus var. scolymus (artichoke), 258 nucleotides. RefSeq names its product 1-aminocyclopropane-1-carboxylate oxidase-like. The coding region runs from base 31 to 258 and encodes 75 amino acids. NCBI's taxonomy places the organism in Eukaryota, Viridiplantae, Streptophyta, Magnoliopsida, Asterales, Asteraceae. The record is from RefSeq and is a predicted model, not a curated record. The transcript has a single exon.